CCCGUUGGCCGGAUUACUGUAUGCUACCCACUUGUGGAAUGGGAGAGAAAGCAAGUGAGAGUGAAGGGAUUGGGAUUCCAUUUGAUUAGGACCGACCCACUAAUCCGAUUCCUCCCGACCCGUCCUAACCUAAAGGGUCGGAAAGAGUCAAUAAGAAAAUACGAACGGAGAGGAUUAGUCAUAUAUCUUGACUCUUCAGAAGUGGGUCAAACAGGAUCAAGGUUGGGUUAGGGAAAUUUUUAGCUCUAAGUAGAGUUAUGGGUUGAAUAACUUUACUUAGGCCUAGAAAUUGGUGCUGAUGCAGACUGCAGUCUUUAUUAUACCAUCAUCAAUCAUCAUUGAAUUAGUCCUGGGCAUCCCUCCCCGUUGUCGGUCUGAAUUCUAAUGAUGGCUUCGUUCCUUGCACCAGCCAUAUUAGCGAGUUGUCAUCUCGAGCAUGAUUUGCCUAUGUACAAAUGAUACAAUUAGAGUAUGAAACUGAAUUCAAAGAAAAGGAAAAGAGAUUUCUAUCACAUGCCAAUAAAUACACACAUAAUAGUUGAAGCUAAGCGAAAGUCAUUACUCGCACAUCAAUUCUCAAAAAUUACAGACUAAACAAUGGCUAGAAUGACACUGAAACUACCAAGAAUAAUGGACGAAGCAACUUGUCAAAUUAAAUAAUCCUUAUACUGAAACUACCUUCUAACUUGAAAUAAGACAUGAUCACAGUUCAUAGCUCUCUUCUCACUAUGAAUUGGUUGCAGCUCGUCCUAAUCACUGCCUCUCAAGCUCAAUUCAAAUAGAAUAGAGACCGUUAUGUAAGAUAACCAUAUUCUUAUUGAUCAUAAUUCCUUUCUUCACUCCAUUUUUGUCGGAGAAAAGAGUUACCCCCCUCUCCUGCAUUUCCCUUUCCCCCUCUCUUCUCCCUCUUCUUCACAAACCGAUCCCUAAACCAGCAACAACAACACAAAAAUAGGCUUCGCCUCUGCCAUCUCCAUCUACUGAACGCGUUGGUGGCAAGACAGGACUGCAGAAGCAAAAUUUUCUAAAAUCAAACUAAAUUUUUUGAAGGAGACUCAACCACGAAAAAAUAGUAAAGCAACAAUGCUAAUAGUUCAUAUGGUUGGUUUUGAUGUUAUACAUUGCUUUUGUUCUGGUCUGCAGUAUAUCAACUGCAACAGAAAUGUUUCCUCCAAUCAUCUUUAGUGCACGAUUUAGAAGCAAGUCCUCCUGUUUGUGUCAAACGGAAACAUUCAUGGGUUCUUAACUCCCCUGUUAGUAUAAAAGCAGCAUCAGCAAAGAAGUUUGACAACACAACAAGCACCCAGGAAAAAUGAUACAAUGCAGUAGGUGAUAUGUGUCUCGAAGGUUUUGAGUUGCUAAAGUUCAUGUUAAAAAUAAACAUGAAUUAAAAUAGAUUGUUCUAUUAAGCAAACAUCCCCUCUAAUCAUACAAAGAUCAGAUAUCCAAUUCACAAACAAUUAAGCCAUAAAAAAUCAUCACACAUCCACCACCUUUGAUUGCCUAAAUUUGGUUUUUCGCAAAGUUAUGGACUCUUAAGGGUAACGUUCAUGGGUAGUCUGUUUCAUAACUCUAGAGAGCACAGUAAGCAACCACCAACCAGACACAGUGCGGUAGGCGAAUAUGAUUCUCAAUUCACAAUUUCUCACCACCGGAAAUAAGAACAGACCAUAAUAAGCGUCGCGUUCAUGGGUGGUAUGUUUCAUAGCACUACUACACAAUUUGUUAAAAAAGAAAGAAAGGUAUUUAGCAUCACGGCAGAACAACUUUUACAGGCCAACAACGACAACAUGUUGCAACCACCAGAACUGGUAUCACAACUCAUAGGGAAAAUCAAAAGAUUUACUCUCAAAUUAAGCAGUUACAACAUCGCAAUCGUCAAGCACAUACACCAUCACAAAAGUCACGAAAAGUGAUUCACAAAGCAUUCAAACAUUUGAGGACAUUUCUGCAAAGGUACAACUUAUAUGUCUUUUUCCAAGCCAUUUCCAUCAACAUGCUAAUAAAUUUGCAAUGCAUAAAACAAACGGGCCAAAACUUGAAAUUCAGCCUGUUUGACCGACCCAUGCCAAAUUCUAAUUAUUCUUUACUUUUAAACUUUCUAUUUGAAAAUAAAAAAUAGUGAAAGAAAAGAGACGACUACAAUUCGCCAUUUUCACAUCACUUAUUCGGGAAUAAAACCAUAGAAAUUCAAAAAGAACUAAAAAUAGUUAGGAUCGUUUUAAUGUUUAAAAUAACUAAAUAGAUCUUUUAUGUUUAGUUUUUUACUAACAAAUACCAAACGAUUCCCUAUAAAAUACACUAUAAUUUGAUCAUUAUGAUAUCAAAUAAUUAUAAAAUAUAUAUUUGAAAUGAUAAAAAUUGAACUAAUUGGGUUGGUCGAGGUUGAACCAUGGAAUAACUCUAAAAUACAUUAUAUUUUAGCCACUAAGAUAUAGAAUAAUAGCACAAUAUAUAUUAUGCCAGAGAAAAUAGCUUGUUUUAGAAUGGCAAACCAAUGAUGUUCAUUUGUUUCACUUGAUGGCCAAAUCCCAUGUAGGUCAGGCCCAUUCAACUUUUUUAUUUUAUGAUUAGCGAUUAGCUCAUUGGAUACCAUGCAUUCAACUCCUUUUCAUAUAUAUUUUAUCACCACAGAGAAAUAAAAAGGUUUAAAGAAAAAAAUUGACACUCCUGGGCCCGUUUAAAUUCGCAUGUGUACAGUAAGUUGGCCCGUUCCACAGAGGAAAGAGAAAAAAAUUGACACUCCCUAUUCUACCCUUCCUACAAACGCUCCUCGAGCAGGGAAUUUGAAAUGGGGAAAGGGUUUUUCCCUCCCUGCUAUUAUAUGUUUUUAAUUUAAAAAGAUACAACAAAUGUACUUAGUGUGAUUGGUUAUGGUCUUUGCUUUUCUUUAAAAUGGUCAUGGUUCAAAUCCCAGUACGUGUCUUUUUAAUGAAUUUGCAGGAAAUUUGAAAUGGAGCUCCCGUUUUUCCCUUCGGCGUAUUAUAUUAUGUGUAGACUGUUGAUCUAACUUCAACAGCAAAACGACAUGUAAGUUUGAUUCCCCGGAAGCAAAAUCCACCUUGUGCAUGCCACGUCAACUUUCCACCGUACAAAACAGCAAAUUAGGGUCAAAAGAGUAAAUUAAACCUUCCAGAAGGCUACGCUUAUUCGACCUUCCCGGCUUCCUCCUCCUCCUUUCCCAGCAAAACAAAAAGAAAGGAAAAACUCAUCUCCUCCACCGUCACCGUCCACCGUCCAGAUUGACGAUUCCGGUUCCGAGAAUUUUCAAUCGCAGGCUUUGUUUGGCGAUCUAGAAAAACGCAGACGCGGGAAAAUUGGAUAACGACCCGACUAGCUUCAUCCAUCUAAUUUUUUUUGUUCUUGUAUUGCUUGCACGGACUUCGUUUUCUGGGAGGAGAGAAGGAAGAGUCCACGGAAUUCGAAAUUGUUUCCUUUGUUAUUGUGCCGGCGGUGCUUCUCCAAAUCUUCUCUGAAUACGUAAUCCCCUCUCGUUCUUCUUGGGAUCGUCUCUUGUAAUUAAUCUGUUUGCGGGGUUCCCGGCGAUCUUCGUUUGAAUCGAGUUUGGAUUGUAAUUGUUUUGGCGGGGGAGAGGAGAGAAUGUUCAACGGAAUGAUGGAUCCUGAGCUGAUCAAGCUCGCUCAAGAGCAGAUGAGUCGGAUGUCGCCCACCGAGUUGGCCAAGAUCCAGCAGCAGAUGAUGUCUAAUCCAGAUUUGAUGAAAAUGGCAUCUGAAAGCAUGAAGAACAUGAGACCAGAAGACUUGAGGCAGGCGGCAGAGCAAUUGAAGCAUACUCGUCCCGAUGAGAUGGCUGAGAUUAGUGAGAAGAUUGCUACUGCAUCACCUGAAGAGAUAGCAACUAUGCGUGCUCGGCUUGAUUCCCAGGCCACAUACGAAAUGAAUGCGGCUGAAAUGUUGAAGAAACAGGGUAAUCAACUUCACAACCAGGGAAAAUUCAGUGAGGCAUCGGAAAAAUAUUUGCUUGCAAAGAAGAAUCUUAAAGGGAACCCAGCCUCCAAAGGCAGUGCACUUUUAUUGGCGUGCUCUCUCAACCUGAUGUCCUGUUACCUGAAGACAAAACAGUUUGAUGAGUGCAUUAAGGAAGGAACAGAGGUGUUGGCAUAUGAUGGUAAGAAUGUCAAGGCUCUUUAUCGGAGAGGUCAAGCCUACAAAGAACUUGGACAAUUGCGAGAUGCUGUCUCUGAUUUGGCAAAAGCACAUGAAAUUUCACCUGAUGAUGAAACUAUCACGGCUGUCUUAAGGGAUGCUGAGGAAAGUUUCGGUGAACAGGGUUACAGUGCACCAAAGGGAGUUGUAAUUGAAGAGAUAACUGAAGAUUCAUCUUCCGCGAAUUGUGAAAUUCCUCAACAGCAUAGUAGGGAUGUUCCAAACACUGGAAGCCAGACUGAUGCUGGGGGUUCAAUGACUAGUUCAGAUUCUUUGCAUGCCUUAAAAGAUAACCCGGAAGCAGUAAGGUCUUUCCAGAAUUUCAUUUCUAGUGCUGAUCCUGAAACUUUGGCUUCAAUAAGUGGUGGGAAAGCUACUGACAUGUCCCCAGAUAUGUUCAAGACUGCUGCAAAUAUGAUUGGAAAGAUGCCUCCCGAUGAGCUGCAGAAAAUGCUUCAGAUGGCAUCUUCUUUCCAGCGGGGUAAUCCAUUUAGUAAUGGUGUUGAUAGUAUCAGACCAGGUGGUGCCUUUCCUCCAAACAUGAGCCCAGACAUGAUUAAAACUGCUUCUGAAAUGAUGAGCAACAUGCCACCAGAAGAUCUUCAAAAGAUGUUUGAAAUGGCAUCCUCUCUUAGAGGAAAGGACUCUGCUGCAAAAGAAGGAACCUCUGGUCAACAUGCAUCUAGUUCAAGCAAAGUUUCAAACUUUACAGAACCUCGAGAAAUGAAUUCUCUAAGUGGCAAUAGUAGUGGUGACCCUAGUUCCUCUGGCAGUCUCUUUUCAAGGUCAAUGAGUGAUCAGUCAAGUUCUCCAAGCUCGGCUGGUGACCUGCAAGAACAGUUGAGAAAUCAAAUGAAUGAUCCAGCAACACGACAGAUGUUCACCUCAAUGAUGCAAAACAUGAGUCCGGAUAUGAUUGCCAACAUGAGUAAGCAGUUUGGAGUGCAGCUUUCUCCAGAAGAUGCAGCAAAAGCUCAGCAAGCCAUGUCAUCUCUAUCCCCAGAAGACUUGGACAAAAUGAUGAGAUGGAUGGAUAGGCUCCAAAGAGGAGCUGCAGGUGCAAAGAAAGUGAAGAACUGGUUACUUGGCAAACCAGGUCUGAUCAUGGCUAUAUGCAUGCUUCUCUUGGCAAUCCUCCUUAAGUGGCUUGGCUUCAUCGGAAGGUAAAGUUUCCCGAUCACCCCAUUCACCGGACUCCUCAACUUAUCCGAGAUUGUUGGUUGUUCGAGUCGACGCAAGCUGAGUUGGCAUAAUGAUGUGGCAAGGCCUGUGUCUAUUGGAAGAGAUCUUGUGCUCCUGGGAAGAGUUUGAAAGAGCGAGACACAGUGAAGGGAAUAAUGGGAAAUGAGAAUUAGGGAUGGAGAGUUCGGUUAGGCUUGUUAUACUUAUUUGGGGAAGAUAAUGGUAUGGUUAGGCCGCAUACCAAGAAUUUGUUGUUGCAUGAAAAUAACGUAUUAGGUAAUAUGAAUUGUUUGAACGGAUGAACUCUUGUCUCUAUGUAGCUGUUUUUUUAUUUUAUUUCUAUCACGUGGAAAUUUAUCGCGAUUGAUCGAUACAUUUUUUUACAAGGUUUAGGAAACCCUACUGUACCGGCCGGUCGGACCGCAAAUAUCGGACCGGACUCAAAACGAUAUACGAUUUUAGCGAUAGAAAACGGCUCAAUAACAGUUAAAUCAUAGUUUUAGUACAAAAUACCCUACCAUUCAUUCCUCCGAUACGAUUUCCUGAACCUUGAUUUUUUAUUGUGAGUAAUUUGAGUCGUGAUAAGUUGUGUGACAAAUUCUGUUUUCAUUAAAAGUAAAGCAAACACCUUGAUUAUACUCUUAUUAGAUUUUUGAUAAUCGUGGAAUCAAUAUUAUCAAAUUUAAUAUGCUAAAAGGAAACUCGAUGGUUCAAUAGCAGCCUCAUAUAUAUUUUGUUGUCUCAAAUUCCCAACCAUCUGCAUGAAAUUGUUACAGAAAAAACUAGAACCAUCAACUUUAGAACUCUAAAGACAAAAUAUUAAGGCCACUACUAAUGGACACCAAUCGGACGAUCACAGAUUUGGGUCUGAAGUGGGAGCCACGUUAUAGAUAGGCAACAAGAACAAGUGAACCAUGAACAAUAUCAUCCCCCUAUUCCCACCACAAAUUUGUAUAUGUGAUAACCAGAGUUCCAAUCACAAAUCCUAAUAUUGCGGAUCUAGACCUAAAAUAGUCGAUAUCUUGGUCAGGAAAAGGUUUGAGAUUUUACAAGUGAGUACGAAGCGUCUCUGCAUCCCCUGUUGAAUGAUGAUGAGACAAAUUUCAACGAGGAUAUCGAGUUCCAAAGGGAGUGUAAUGUAACAUCUGAUGCAAGUAAGGGAUAAAGAACAAUACAAUAUUAAGUGACAUGUUGGAUGAAUGGAUAAGUUCUUGUAAGGACUCUAAAGUCACCAUGAUACAUCCGAAAACAAAAAUUGUGUGGAUUAAAUGUAGAUUAAAUCCAAAGGGUACAAUAUGGUGGUCAGAAAAAAUGACAGAAGAUAUUACAAAAGCUCCCAAAAGUAUCACACAAAAACUAACAAGCUAAACUAAGGGCCUGUUUACUUUCAUUUCUGUUUUCUGUUUUUGAGAAAACAGAUGAUGAAAACAGGUGAAAACAACAUUUUGUCGUUUCCGAAAACAGCAGGGAGUUGCCACUUUCUGUUUUCAUAGUUGGAAACGAAUAGAAAACAGAAUGAAAAGUAAACAAGUUUUCUCAUUUCGGUUGCCAAAUUUAUGACAUGAAAACAGAAAACAGGAAACGAAAAUAAAAGUGAACAGGGCCUAAGGCUCCUCAUAUUCUUGACAUGUACGAAUAUUUAUUGUAGAGUUAUCAUUACAGAAGACACGAAUAAAACAAACGCGCCAAUAAAACUAAAAUUUUCAA
This is a messenger RNA of Linum trigynum, 7056 nucleotides long. The record is from the annotation of a GenBank genome assembly. NCBI's taxonomy places the organism in Eukaryota, Viridiplantae, Streptophyta, Magnoliopsida, Malpighiales, Linaceae.